Molecule: messenger RNA, 1383 nt
Organism: Boeremia exigua
Lineage: Eukaryota; Fungi; Ascomycota; Dothideomycetes; Pleosporales; Didymellaceae
Exons: 2
Coding region: 1-1383 (460 amino acids)
Cellular component (GO): methionyl glutamyl tRNA synthetase complex
Molecular function (GO): tRNA binding
Source: RefSeq, a predicted model, not a curated record
AUGUCCAGCUCCACCCUCGACGAGAGCUUGGUCACCUACCUCAAGGCCCACGCCCCGAAUAACGCUGCCGACGAGACCGACGCCGUCAAGGCGUCCCAGGCUCUCUUUCCCGAGGCCAAAUACAGCGACGCCGAGAAGAAGGAGAUCAGCCAAUGGCUCUCCUCUGCCUCCCACAUUGCCUCUGCUUCAGAUGACGCCGCAAAGUCCGCCGAGCGUUUCGCGUCGCUGAAUACACACCUCGCCAGCCGCACCACCGUCCUGGGCGCAAAGCCCUCCGUCGCAGACAUCGCUCUUUACCAGAAGCUUGCGCCUGCUGUCUCAAAGUGGAGCGCGGAGGAGAGGACCGGCGAGCAGGGCUACCACCACAUUGUCCGCUAUGUCGACUUCGUCCAGAACUCGCCUGUGUUUGGCUUGAAGCUUGAUGAGAAGGUCAACAUCGAUCUGGACAGCGUCAUCUUCAAGAUUAAGCCCGUCGAUGCGAAGGCCGAGAAGGAGCGCAAGAAGAAGGAGAAGGAGGCGGCCGCUGCCGCUGCUGCUGGCAACGGCACUACACCCACAACCCUGACCGGCGAGCAGGGCGCCGAGGCCAAGAAGAGCAAGAAGGAGAAGGUCAAGGACCUUGCACAAGCAGCCGGCGAUGCUGUCGCAGGAACUGUAGCUGGUAACCCCACAAACCCCACAGAAGGCAAGAAGGGCGCGCCCGAGGGUGCACCAACCCAGAAGAAAGAGAAGAAGAAGAAGGAGCCCAAGCCCCAGAAGGCAGCACCGGUCGAGAAGCCUCUCUCGCCCGCUCUCAUCGACCUGCGCGUCGGCCACAUCCUGAAGGCCGAGACCCACCCGAACGCCGACUCUCUCUUCGUCAGCACCAUUGCCUGCGGCGACGCGCCCGGCACAGAAAACACCUCGGAAUACGAGGGUCAGGUCGUCCGCACCGUCUGCUCGGGUCUGAACGGCCUGAUCCCCCUCGCCGAGAUGCAAAACCGCAAGAUCAUCGCCGUCUGCAACCUCAAGCCCGUCACCAUGCGCGGCGUCAAGUCGUGCGCCAUGGUCCUCGCCGCCAGCCCACGCGUCAAGGAGGGCGAGGACGCGCACAAGGGGCCAGUCGAGCUGGUCAACCCGCCUGCGGACAGCAAGGCCGGCGACAGAGUCUUCUUCGAGGGCUGGGAGGGCGAGCCCGAGGGCGUGCUCAACCCCAAGAAGAAGGUCUGGGAGACUAUCCAGCCUGGCUUCACUACCACAGAUGCUCUCGAGGUCGGUUUCAAUGUUGCCGAGGUACCGCAGUUGAGCGGCGAGGGGCCGGAGAAGAAGACGGGUGUCGCCAAGCUGAAGACAGCCGCGGGCUUGUGCAGUGUCUCGACACUCAAGGACGCUGUUGUGCGAUGA